Molecule: messenger RNA, 918 nt
Organism: Rotaria sordida
Lineage: Eukaryota; Metazoa; Rotifera; Eurotatoria; Philodinida; Philodinidae
Source: the annotation of a GenBank genome assembly
AUGCAACAUGAUGAUGUCAUCUGGUCUGUUCUUAAUGGACAAUUUUGUUCAUAUAAACAACAAAAAUCAAAAACACAAAUAUUCUGUUCAAAUGAAUAUAAUUUAACUGGUUUAUGUGAUCGUCGUUCAUGUCCAUUAGCUAAUUCACAAUAUGCAACUGUACGUGAAGAAAAAGGUAUUUUAUAUCUUUAUAUGAAAGUUGUUGAACGUUCACAUUAUCCAAAAAAACAAUGGGAAAAAAUUAAAUUACAUGAAAAUUAUAUUCGUGCAUUAAAACAAAUUAAUGAACAUUUGAUUUAUUGGCCACGUUUUAUAAGACAUAAAUGUAAACAACGUUUAACAAAAUUAACACAAUAUAUUAUUCGUACACGUCGUUUAAUACGUGAACGUCGUCAUGAAGAAAAAGCAUUUGUUGCUGCAAAUAUUGAUCGAGCUAUUGAAAAUGAAUUACUUGAAAGAUUAAAAAAAGGAACUUAUGGAGAUACAUAUACAUUUCCUGUUAAUGCAAUUUCAAUGGAUGAAGAAGAUGAAGAAGUUGAAAGUGAUGAAGAUGAAGAAGAAAAAGAAAAAGAACAAGAAAGUGAAGAAGAAAUUGAAUAUGUUGAAGAUUUUGAUGAAAGUGAUGCUGAAGAUAUGGAAGAUAUGGGUGAUGAUAUGAGUGAUGAAGAAGAAUUAAUUAAAUCAAUUCCAUCAUCAAAGAAACGUUCACUUGAAAUUGAAUAUGAACCUGCAGUUGAAAUACCUGUUCGAGGUGCUGAACGUGCCGGAAUUAUUUAUUGUUAUGCUACAAGAGAUUCAGUAGCUGAUGAUUGGCAUGUAGACAAACUUGAAUUUAAAGGUAGUAGUCAAUCGCAACGUUUUCUUUUCUAUGAUCGAGCAUUACGACGAACUUCAUCAUCAACAGAAAAAUUAGAAUAA